AUGCACAAGAAGAGCAGCACCGAUUUAUCCACAAUGGCGAAACGUCCCAGGAGCCCAUCUCCCAGGAAGGAUGCUAUAGAUGGCCUAGACCACGACUUCUGGGUAUCCGAACCAAUCGAGGACCGCACAUCCUUUUUCAAGGCCUUCUUCUCUCCAACCAUGCCUGCAAAGGAGCUUCAGAAUUUGGAUCAGAUCAAAGAUGCUUCACAUCGUAUCUUGGCAUGGCGAAGUCCUUCCUCGCAAAGAACAUUAGUCGGCAAUGUGCGCACUCUUGAAACCGGCACGGACGACGAUGGGGAGCGAUAUGGGGGCCGUCACGUGCUGAAAGUUAUCGAAGAGAUGCGUGUGGAAGGCGCCCUUGUUGUUGCACGGUGGUAUGGAGGCAUUAUGCUAGGUCCCGCGCGCUUCGCACACAUCGAGAAUUCUGCAAGAGACGCAAUCCGAGCUUGGCGGCAGAACGAGGACAGCGAAAGUCAGAAGCGCAGGCGAGUCGAGGAUGAAGACAUGGAGAAAGCGAGUUUGAUCGUCGAAUUGGCGGAUCGAGACCAGAACAUUCUGGUAUUGAGAAGACUUCUAGAGGAGAAGACGAAGCAGACGCAAUCUCAAACAGAACAGAAAGCCCCCUCAAGACCUCCUAUACCGGCACCUAGUUACAGUACAAUGCCUCUAGAACGGCUGCGGCAGUUCGACAAAGCACGAGACAGCACUGUCGCGUUUCUUCUGAAGAAGAUCAACGAAGCGGAGAGGCAGAGUGGUCCAGAGAGCGCAAGNCCCUAUCUUGUUUCGAAGAACGAGCCUGUCAUUGCUGAAGAAGAAAGCCCGAAAACUGCUAGCAAUGCUGAGGACAAUUCGACUUCGGAACCGAAAAAUGUCAAACUUGCAUCUCUCAAUCCUUUUGAGGAGGAAUCAAGCGAGGAUGACAGCGACAGCUGA
Messenger RNA from Aureobasidium vineae, 933 nucleotides. The record is from the annotation of a GenBank genome assembly. Lineage: Eukaryota; Fungi; Ascomycota; Dothideomycetes; Dothideales; Saccotheciaceae.